Molecule: messenger RNA, 827 nt
Organism: Bombyx mandarina (wild silkworm)
Lineage: Eukaryota; Metazoa; Arthropoda; Insecta; Lepidoptera; Bombycidae
Product: circadian clock-controlled protein daywake
Biological process (GO): multicellular organismal reproductive process
Source: RefSeq, a predicted model, not a curated record
UCAGCACGAGGCAACACAAUGCUAAAGUUAACAUUAUUCACCAUAUUUAGUGCUAUUUUUUGUGCCGAAACUUGUUACGGCCUCGACAUAAAAAAAUGUAAAGAGGAGGAUAUCAAAUGCGUCACAGCGAAUUCGCAAGCUCUUUAUGAUUUGACAAUUAAAGGUGAUCCCAAUUUGGAAAUAGAACCUGCAGAUCCCAUUUAUCAUAAUUCGAUUGAUGGGAAUCUUUCUAUAAUCAAAUACACCCUAACAAACACUUCAAUUACGGGAUACAAAAAAUGUAAACUUAACUAUGCUCAGUUGUCUUUGGCAAAAUCUUUUCUGGAAUUCAACUUACUUUGUCCGGAAAUCCAAGUACACGGCUUAUACGAAAUUGAUGGUAGACUUAUUGUUUUACCAGUGCAAGGCAAAGGAGACUUUAAGCUCGAUGCCCGCCGGUAUAACAUCACGAUACAUGCUGAAAUCAAAACAGUCAAUGGUAAUGACGGAAAAUCUUAUUUAGCGGUGAAGAAUUUUAAUAUUAACGCUGACAUCAUUGACGGAAUCGAUUUUGAUUUGACUAACCUUUUCAACGGACAAAAAGAAUUAGCGGAACCAGUCUUGCAGUUCGCACGUGAAAAUUGGAAGGAAGUAGCGAAAGAACUCCAGGGCCCGAUCCUAAAUAUAGCUAUCAAGCGCCUUAUCAAAAACUUAAACAAGCUUUUGAAAACUGUGCCAGUCGACCAGAUGCUUAUAUCUAAUUAAAAUGCAAAAUAACAUACAAAUGUGCAGAGUUCUAAAUGUGAACAAAACUAGAUUUACAAUUUUAUGUCUAGUUUAUUUUUAAA